CCGGGGGUCUCUGAGGUGUCCCGGGGGUCUCUGAGGUGUCCCCGCUCCCCGCGGGGCGCUGCCGCCACCAGCGAUGUGUCUUUAGCGGGAUUUUCAGCGGGGAUCUCCCCUCGCGGCUCCUAUCAAGCCAUGGAUAUCAGCCCUCAGCGCGAUCCCGGGCAGCCGCAGCCGCCGCCCGCCGCCCCCUCGGCCGAGCAGGUGCUGCUGCAGGCGCGGCUGGCGCUGUCCGAGCGGCCGGCAGCGCUCCGGGACCUGUGUGCUCUGCUGGAAGCGGCGGAUCCGCGCUGGCUCCUGGGCUCGGCCAGCCCCGCGGCGCUGGGCGAGCUGGCGGCGGCUCUGGGCGGCUUGGCGGCCCCUCCACGCCGGGAGCAGGAUGGAGCCGAGCUCCCCGGAACGGACACCGCGCUGGCCGCCGUGGCGGAGCGGGCACAGCACGUUGGCACCGCGUUCCUGAUCCUCUUCAAGAAGAUGGAAGCUGCUGAAAGUCGGGAAUCGCUGGGCACGGCCGCGGUGCUGCGCAGGGUGCUGGGACACGUGUACAUCUUCGCUGUCACACACAAGGACGAGCGGCCAUGGAGCACGGCGAGGACUCGGGAAUUGGCUCAGGAGSUGCUGGAGAGGCUGGUCCAGGCUGCGGGCUGCGGCUCCGUGGAGGAAUUCCUGCGGGGAAAGGAGGGGGAUGAGGAAGGAAGGUUUGGAGCGGUGAUGGGGCUCCUGAAGCAGGAGUUAACCAAAGACACCUGGAAGUGUAACCCRGCCUCCAAACACGUGUUCUCCUGGACUCUGCUGCGCGUCAGCCGGCCCUGGCUGUGCCCUCACCUGGAGCGGGUGCUGCCGCCCGCGCUGCUCCUCUCCGACGAUUUCCAGGAGGAGAACAAAGUGCUGGGCGUGCGCUGCCUGCACCACAUCGUGCUCAACGUGCCAGCUGCGGAUCUGUGCCAGUUCAACAGGGCCCAGGUGGUGUUCCACGCCCUCUACAACCACCUCCACUCACGGGAGGCUGCUGUCAUCCAGGCAGCGCUGCUGUGCCUGCUGGACCUGCUGCCCGUCCUGCAGCGAUGCCAGCGGCACCAGGGCCACGGCAGAGCCACGGGCCCCUGGGACCAGGUGCUGCAGCUGCUGCUGACCCACAUGGAGGGCGAGCAUCAGCUGGCACUGCGCAGGGUCUACGCGGGGAUCCUGCCCGCCUUCGUCAGCAGCCUUGGCAUCCUCAUAGUGAGGCACCUGAAGAGGCUGCAGAGAGUCAUCCUGGGCUACCUGGAAGUGUCUGAUGGCCCCAAGGAAGAGGCCAGGCUGGCAAUCCUGGAGACGCUGCAGUGCACCAUAGAGCACGCCUGGCCCAGGAUGCCCUGCAGGCUCCCCGUGCUCCUCAAGGCCCUGCUGAGGCUGCUGUGGGACGUUCACACGGAGCGGGGUCCCACACCAGAGCCCGUCAGAGCUGCUCUGCUGGACAGGGCCACCCAGUGCCUCAUCCUGCUGGACCGCUGCUCCCAGGGCCACGUCAAGGUGCUGCUGGAAGGGGUGCACAGCAGCUGUGAGGAGAACCGGGUGAGGGAAUGCCUCAGGAAGGUGCAGGAGAGCACCUGA
Messenger RNA from Malurus melanocephalus (red-backed fairy wren), 1587 nucleotides. It is a transcript of the gene TTI2, whose product is annotated as TELO2 interacting protein 2. Lineage: Eukaryota; Metazoa; Chordata; Aves; Passeriformes; Maluridae. The record is from RefSeq and is a predicted model, not a curated record. Bases 130 to 1587 code for a protein of 485 amino acids. Gene Ontology annotation, cellular component: centrosome; nucleoplasm; cytosol. The transcript has 7 exons.